This is a messenger RNA of Arabidopsis lyrata subsp. lyrata, 2621 nucleotides long. RefSeq lists its product as uncharacterized. Lineage: Eukaryota; Viridiplantae; Streptophyta; Magnoliopsida; Brassicales; Brassicaceae. The record is from RefSeq and is a predicted model, not a curated record. The transcript is spliced from 2 exons. The coding region runs from base 162 to 2261 and encodes 699 amino acids.
UUUUUUAAAAUAAAAAAAAAAAAAGGUAAGAACACAGGUCAGCGAGUUGGACUCAUCAGGCUUAGAGAGAAUCGCAGAAGAAAACACGAAGACGAAGCAAUUGGUAACUUACACAGAGACUUGAAGAAGAAGCUUGAGGAUUGGGAUUUUCAUUUACUGCAAUGGAAGGUAAAUCUCCAGACCUGGAAUCGAUAGGGUCUGGUACAACUACAAAGAGGUCAAGUGUUUCAUCAGGAAGUCGAUCUCGUACCCGUAGAGAUUUCCUUGGUAGAUUCACUGACAGUGCGCAUUUCACUGAAAAGCUUGAGGAUUGGUUUGCUUUGACAUUGGAUAACUCUGCGACCAGCAAUGGACCGGUUUUUGAUGUUCCUUUUGAGUUAGUUGAGCUUCAAAAGUUUGAUUAUGCAUUGGAAGGGAUUUCUUUCCAGCAGCUUACUCGGAUGCCAAGUCCUAUUUACGCUUCAACGUCUAAUGCUGUUGAGGCAAAGUCAUAUCUAGCUAUAGAGGAUUUUUUACACGCCACUGUUAAGAGCUUGUGGGAGGCUUUUUGGAGUCAGGACGAGCCUGUUCCUUUCUCUGUUGGUUGUUUAUACAAUCAGAAUCUUAAGUUUUAUCAGGCUGAGAGAGCUUUAGCUCUUGGAAAGCUUGAAGGUCUUUCCGCGACAGGUAUUUUGCUGAAAAAUCCUCGGCAUCCUCACGGGAAAUGGGAUCACAUUCUUGAACUUGCUCUUCUAAGGUCUGACAUAGGAAGCUUUGCACAUGACAGUGAUCGUCUUCCUUCUUUACCUGUCUUAGGCGAGGCUCUUUUCUAUGCUCUCCGUAUACUCAUCGCAAGGAGUGUGAGCCGUUUAGAUUUUUCUCAAAGCUCAAACUGUGUCUUCAUUCUUCUCGUUGAUUCGCAGUAUGGAGGUGUUGUAAAAGUUGAAGGGGACGUAAAUAAAUUGGAUUUUGACUUGAACAAUGUUUACGAGUGCGCAGCAGACUGGAUAAAGAAGCAUUCCAAGAUAGCAGUGUCGCCAGUUGACAGAAUAUGGAACAAGCUGGGAAAUGCCAACUGGGGAGACAUCGGUGCUUUACAAGUAGUCUUUGCAACUUACCACAGUAUAAUGCAGUACUUUGGGGCACCAAGGCAUUCCAUUGAAGACUUAGCUGCUGACCAUAGUUCUCGCCUUCACUCAAGACGACAGGAGAGGCAGUUGGGAGAUACUAGUCUCAAUGAAAAUGGUAUGUUUAGGUUCCAGCAUAGUACCAUGUCUCCUGAAAUUGUCGAAGUUCAAGAAGAAUCAACCAAAAUUGAGUCUGAACCUUCGAUGAAACUGGAAGUUGGAUCUGUUCUGUGGUUGGAGGAGUCAAACUAUCAAAAAGGCUAUCAGAUUAACGAAAUAUUGACUAAUGGUACACUCCCUUAUCAUAUCGCAUCGCCAGUGGACGAUGCAGGGAAGUCUGUGUUUCUGUAUGUUGGUUCUCCUCCUUCACAGCUUGAGCCAGCUUGGGAAGACAUGAACUUGUGGUAUCAGGUCCAAAGACAAACUAAGGUAUUAAGUAUAAUGAAACAGAGAGGACUGUCUAGCAAAUACUUACCGCAGCUUCAUGGGUCUGGUCGGAUCAUUCACCCAGGCCAAUGUCAAAAACCAAGUUCAGGUGGACGAUGCGAUCAUCCUUGGUGUGGAACUCCCAUUCUUGUGACCACUCCUGUUGGCGAGACAGUAGCUGAUUUGGUUAACGAGGGUCGGUUUGGUACAGAAGAAGCUAUUCGAUGUUGCCACGAUUGCUUAUCUGCACUUUCGUCCUCCUCUUCAGCUGGAAUUCGACACGGUGAUAUCCGCCCAGAAAAUGUAGUUUAUGUCACUUCUGGUGUAAGACAUCCUUACUUUGUACUAAUUGGUUGGGGUCACGCGGUUCUUGAGGAUAGAGAUCGACCCGCAAUGAAUCUUCACUUCUCCUCGACUUACGCACUCCAGGAAGGGAAACUCUGUGCUGCCUCAGAUGCAGAGAGCUUGAUUUACAUGCUUUAUUUCUGUUCUGGAGACUUCCCUGAAUUGGAUUCAGUUGAAGGAGCUCUUCAAUGGAGAGAGACCUCUUGGUCCAAAAGAUUGAUUCAGCAGAAGCUCGGUGAUGUCUCAGCCGUUUUAAAAGCGUUUUCUGACUAUGUUGACAGUCUAUGUGGGACACCAUAUCCAUUAGAUUACGAUAUUUGGUUGAGAAGAUUGAAGAGGAAUCUUUCAGAAGAUCAUGGGAAAGAGAUUGAAACUUCAGGCUAAGCCACCAUCGAGUUAGCCACCAGAUAAUGGAGGUCCUUAUAUAAACAUCCGAUUUCUUUUGAAUAUUCUUUCAGGUGCUCUCUCUGCUUAACCUGUCCGAGACUGGAAGCCUCACGAUGAGACGUAUCCUUCGGUUUUGCCAAGUCUGAAAAGUUUGGGACCUUGUUCUGUUCUUGUACAGGAUCUUUGGAAUGGAUUAGAUUCUGUGUUUUCCCUUCGCUGUUAAUGUUCUGGUCCUUAUUUAUUAUUGUCUUGAGAGUGAUUCUCUAUUAUUUUAUUGUAAAGGUGAGAGCUUUUGUUCCCAUUUUGACUUGUGUUAAACUUAACGAGUUUUUCUUCUCAUUUUCUAUGUUUUCUUAA